AUGGAGUUAGUUGACGUUGUCAAAGCUCGGUUGAGCACAAUGAGAGAGAAUGGUUGGAAUAAUUUUUUUACUGAUGUCCAAGGACUUUGUGUUGCUAAAAGUAUUCCGGUACCAAAUAUGGAUGACAAAAUACCGGUUCGGGGUCGUUCAAUAGCAGAAGGGAGGACUAUCACUAAUCUUCAUCAUUACCGUGCAGAAAUUUUUUAUGUUGCUAUUGAUAAAAUAUGUGUGGAGAUGGAUCACCGCUUUAGUGAAGGAAGUAACAUGAUACUUGAUUGCUUCUCAUGUCUCGAACCGAAGAACUCUUUCUCCAAGUUUGAUGUUGAUAAACUUGCUCGUCUUGCUAAUAUUUAUCAUGCAGACUUUUCUGAUGACGACCGAGGAAUAAUUAGGGAUCAACUUGAAACUUAUGUGCUUCAAAUGGUUCAAACUGAGAAACAUUCGGUAUUUCCAUUGGUUUAUAAACUUAUUGAGUUAUCUUUGAUAUUGUCGGUGUCGACAGCAUCCGUUGAAAGAGCUUUUUCAGCAAUGAAGAUUAUCAAGUCUAAAUUGCGCAAUAAGAUCAACGAUGUAUGGUUCAACAACUUGAUGAGUGACGAGUCUCUUUUAUUUUGA
Molecule: messenger RNA, 615 nt
Organism: Vicia villosa (hairy vetch)
Lineage: Eukaryota; Viridiplantae; Streptophyta; Magnoliopsida; Fabales; Fabaceae
Exons: 3
Coding region: 1-615 (204 amino acids)
Molecular function (GO): protein dimerization activity
Source: RefSeq, a predicted model, not a curated record